UUGUCCAUCAUGCCCUCCUAACUUCUCAUUCUUUAUCAACCCUCUCUCCCCUUUCUGUCGUCGUUACUACCAAGACUAGCAACGCUCAGUAGGAGAGACCAAGAGCCUAACCAACUGACCUCUCUACCCAUUUCUUGGUUGAGUUGGGUUUUGGUUAAAAAAGAAGAAUAAGAAGAGGAAUAUUUCUCAUAAAUCUGCUCUCUACAACCGGAAGGUUCAUGGAAUUCCUGCAGACACUAGAUACCCAGAUCAUUGUGGGUGUGGCAGUGGCUCUUGUAGCCAUUGGGGCUGGUGCAUUCUAUUUCUAUUCCUCCAAAAAAUCCAAAGGAUGCUUAGAUCCUGAAAACUUCAAGAAGUUUAAACUCGUAAAGCGCAAACAAUUGAGCCACAAUGUGGCAAAGUUCACAUUUGAACUUCCUACACCAACUUCAGUUCUUGGUCUUCCAAUCGGACAACAUAUAAGCUGCAGUGGCAAAGAUGGCCAAGGAGAGGAUGUCAUAAAGCCAUAUACGCCAACUACUUUGGAUUCUGAUGUUGGAUACUUUGAACUAGUUAUAAAGAUGUAUCCACAAGGAAGGAUGUCACACCAUUUUCGUGAGAUGCGGGUGGGAGAUUAUCUUGCUGUGAAGGGUCCCAAGGGCCGUUUCAAGUAUCAACCUGGUCAAGUUAGAGCAUUUGGCAUGCUUGCUGGAGGCUCUGGAAUUACUCCAAUGUUCCAAGUUGCUAGAGCCAUAUUGGAAGACCCCAAAGACAGGACAAAGGUGCACCUUAUUUAUGCGAAUGUUACAGAAGAGGAUAUUCUUUUAAAGGAAGAAUUGGAUGGUCUUGCUACUAACUACCCUGAUCGCUUUAAAGUCUACUAUGUCUUGAAUCAGCCUCCUGAAGUAUGGCAUGGUGGUGUUGGCUUUAUAUCAAAGGAGAUGAUUCAAAACCAUUGCCCUGCACCAGCGCUUGAUAUUAAGAUGCUUAGGUGUGGACCACCACCCAUGAACAAGGCCAUGGCUGCACACCUCGACGACCUUGGAUAUACCUCUGAGAUGCAGUUCCAAUUCUGAUCCUCGUUUGCAAGGUCUCUGACCGGUUCCAAUUCUGAUCAAUGGUUUAGAUAUUGUCAUGACGCUUUACAUGUGUUGCACUGCUAAUAAUUUUAGUAUGCAGAAACUAAAGCAACGAAAUAUUCCCAAAAGGCAAUGUGCGAAAAGAAAAAGCGGAUUUUUGGUGUUGAUUUUCUAUGCAAACAUAAGCAAAGACAAUCCAAUUCUGAAGUAGAUAAUCAUCCUCAUGAUUAAGCACUAGUCCGUCAACAUUUUCAUCAAAUGAUUUGUAAUUCUCAUCA
This is a messenger RNA of Carya illinoinensis, 1336 nucleotides long. Its product is annotated as NADH--cytochrome b5 reductase 1. Gene Ontology annotation, molecular function: cytochrome-b5 reductase activity, acting on NAD(P)H. The transcript has 9 exons. The record is from RefSeq and is a predicted model, not a curated record. Lineage: Eukaryota; Viridiplantae; Streptophyta; Magnoliopsida; Fagales; Juglandaceae. Bases 219 to 1055 code for a protein of 278 amino acids. Gene Ontology annotation, biological process: electron transport chain.